Microthlaspi erraticum is the source of this 876-nucleotide messenger RNA. The record is from the annotation of a GenBank genome assembly. NCBI's taxonomy places the organism in Eukaryota, Viridiplantae, Streptophyta, Magnoliopsida, Brassicales, Brassicaceae.
AUGUGGAGACUUAGAAUUGGAGCUAAAGCCGGAGAUGAUACUCACUUGUUCACCACCAACAACUUCGUUGGGAGGCAGAUUUGGGAGUUUGAUGCCAACGCGGGAUCUGCAGAGGAACUCGCCGAGGUCGAGGAGGCUCGUAGGAGUUUCUCACACAGGAAGUCACAUUACAAGACCAGUGCCGAUCUCCUUUGGCGGAUUCAGUUUCUUAGAGAGAAGAAGUUCCAGCAGAAGAUUCCGCGAGUGAGAAUAGAGAGUGCAGAGAAUAUAACGUAUGAAGAUGCAAAGACAGCAUUGAGAAGAGGGUUACUUUAUUAUACAGCCUUGCAGGCUGAUGAUGGACAUUGGCCUGCUGAAAACGCUGGUCCCAUUUUCUUUAACGCCCCUUUUAACGAAGAUGGUGGGUGGGGAUUACACAUAGAAGGCCAGAGUACUAUGUUCUGCUCAGUCAUCAACUACAUUUGCUUACGAAUUCUGGGAGUAGAAGCCGGUCAUGAUGAUCAAGAAAGUGUUUGUGCAAGGGCUCGUAAGUGGAUCCUUGACCAUGGUGGUGCUACCUACACACCCUUGAUCGGAAAAGCUUGGCUAUCGGUUCUUGGAGUGUAUGAUUGGUCUGGAUGCAAGCCUAUACCUCCUGAGUUCUGGCUCCUUCCUUCUUCUUUUCCAGUAAAUGGAGGUACUCUCUGGAUAUAUUCACGGGAUAUUUUCAUGGGGUUGUCAUACUUGUAUGGUACAAAAUUUGUUGCUACCACAACACAUCUGAUUAUCCAGCUCCGAGAAGAGCUUUAUCCUCAGCCUUACGCCAAUAUCAAUUGGAGCCAAACGCGAAACCGAUGUGCAAAGGUAAUGAAGUACAUGGAUGUUAUUUUGUAUUAA